AUGACGAAGAAACUCGAUUCUAAGCAACAACGUUUAGACACUUUGACGAAAAUUGUACAGGAGAAAAAGCGGAACGAGACGACUCUAAGACAGCAAGUGGAAGAAUUAAAGCAAGCAAGAGAGGGAGACAGAGCGCAAUUUGAGAAGGAAAAACAGUCAAUAGAAUUAAGCUCGAAGAAGGAGCUUGACUAUAAAGAAGAAUGUUUGCAGCAACUUAACCGUGAGACCUGGAAGCUGAGAACCAAAAUUCAACUAGAAAGUGAGAUACGAUCAGCAGAGCAGAAGAAGAAAGCAGAGACACAUCAAUGGAGUUUCAUUCCUUGGGUGACUUCUGGAAAACAAGAUCAGGCUGGUACAUCUUCAUUUGAGGAUAAUUCAAUCGGAGGACUGGGAAGGAGUGAUACAUUACAAGCAGGAGAGGAGCCCCCAGAUGAUGAGUUUGCAGGCAUAUUACAGCAGAUAGCUGACGAUCUUUACGAUGAAGCCAAGAUCGACAGCCUUGCUGGUCAGCUAGGAAUCCUACAUGGUGAUAUACAGAGAGCGCUCAUGACCAAUGUGAAGUUCAACCGUGUUACCAGUGAUGGAACUCGUCAUAUGCUGAAACAAUGGAGAGAAGGUGUGUCCAGGAAAGAUGAACGGAUUGAGCUAAGGAAGGCACUGCAAGCUGCUAAGUUGGUCAACCUUGCAGACCUGUAUCUCAGCGAAGGUGUGGCAGAAGAACAGAUCGGUGCUGAAUCAGUUAACAAAGACGUUAAUGAUCAGGAGCUCUCUACUAGAGAUGAGACCUCUCUAAAAGAGGACCAGAACAAAGGACAGACCGACACCCAGGUAUUGCAGGAAGCUACAGCAAGCAAUGACCACACCCCUCGAGACAUGGAUUCCAAAACCAAGGAGGACUUGACAGAUGGAAGUAGGAAUCAACAUCCUAUACGCAGUACAGAGGACUUGGAUGCAUCUGAAGUGACUUCUGAAGACGUGUCCUCUAGAGAAGUUCAUGCUGGUGAUUCUAUGACCAAUGUAAGUUGCAUUCAACCUGCUGAACAAUCGUCCAGCCAUGAAAUUCAAGUCCUACCUGAAGAUAUGUCUCAGAUAGCCCCUCUGUUUUCUUCUGUUGGCAAACCCAACGAGGAAUCCACCACCUUGGAUAAAAGUCAUGUAGAUGGAAUUAUAAGUAACGAAGAAGAUCUGAUUUCUCAACUCGUUCUUAUUGAUACAUCCCCGGAGAAAAUGUUGCUCCUUUUCCUCGUAAAGAUAAUAAUGGAUGUGUCCCACAGAGCAUUAAGUUCAUAAGGAAUCACUAGAGAAUCUUCAUCAAGCCAAGUUAACUCACGCAAAUUUUAGCUUGCGAUGUUUCAAGUCCACUCUUGGACUGGUCUUUGGCGCCAAUGAUUCUUGACCCGAGGAUAUGGUGUUCCGGUUAAAGAACUGCCCUUCUCUGAUAACCUUUCAAAGAUCCGUCGGUAUAAUCGGCCUAAUGAAGCGUCCCGCAGUGGACGUAAGACAUCGUAAUAGAUAAGUAACAGAUAAGUAAGUUAAUGAAUACGUGAAACAAUAACGAAACACAUGAAUGAAUAAAGUAAUG
Messenger RNA from Strongylocentrotus purpuratus (purple sea urchin), 1582 nucleotides. RefSeq lists its product as uncharacterized. The coding region runs from base 1 to 1290 and encodes 429 amino acids. Gene Ontology annotation, cellular component: BRCA1-BARD1 complex. NCBI's taxonomy places the organism in Eukaryota, Metazoa, Echinodermata, Echinoidea, Camarodonta, Strongylocentrotidae. The transcript is spliced from 4 exons. The record is from RefSeq and is a predicted model, not a curated record. Gene Ontology annotation, biological process: protein ubiquitination.